AUGGAAAUGCAGCUUCAGACGCUUCAGGCGUCCAUGAUGGAGGUUAGACGAACUUUGAAUCUGCCACAGCUCGUUCCUGUCCAGACUUAUCACAAUGAGCCGGCCGGCAUGUCCCAGAGCCCCGUCAAUCUGGCGGGAUCACAAAGCAGUCCUGGCACCGGCCCGUCACCCGUUCGACCUCCAGACGUCACAGCAAUGACGAGAGAAAACUCACCGGAGCAAACGGCACAAGACAAUGGCGAAGACCAGGCCAUAGUUAGUGCACCAAUGGCAAGUCUCUUCGAGGUGACGAAGUUGCGCAACAUCCGAAGCGAUCCGGGAGCCCGGGUCCACCUUCCAUCAAGCCGGGCCCAAGAGCCCGACUUCAUCGCACAGGGCAAGUUUAGCGUCCAGGAGGCGGAGCAGCUCUUCUCCACCUUUCGCGGGACGCUCAACGCGUACCUAUGGGGAGGCAUCGCGCUGGUUCACGACAACCUCACAGCUACGCGCAUGUCUUCGCCCCUCCUCACGGCUGCUAUCCUUGCCUUUUGUGCCAAGGCUCUGAACAAGGGACCGCAGCAUGUCGAGAAAGCAAGGCUAUGGUACCUGCUCUACGUGUGCGACCAUCACUUCAGCAUCGCGUAUGGAAGACCUCCAGUCAUAAACGAGGAUGCAACCAUUACACAUCAUGAAGCUUUCCUCAUGUUGCCGGGCAUCACGCAAGCGGACCACCGUCUGCACAGUCAGGUUGGUGUCUUUAUCAUUUUGAGUCGGGUUUUCCACACGUUCGGUCCGGACACAUCGAGGCAAGUUGCCAGAGAUGAAUUUGAAGCACUGAAAAGGUACGAUGCCGACCUCGGUCGAUGGAAGCUCCAAUGGGAAACUCGGUUAGUGCCGGACAAGCACAUAGCAAAGUACCCCGCCAAGGGCGUCAUUCUUCAUUAUCACUUUGCCCGUCUCUUACUGUUUUCCAUCUGCCUCCGAGGGCUCAACCCUUCGAAUCCAUCAGAUCAAUACGCAAUGUCUGAUGAACGCCGGGAGUUCAUCAACCUCGCCAUCGCAAGCGCGUCUGCCGCUUUGGAGCUAAUCUUGACAGACACCGAUAUGCGCAGGGCAGUGAUCGGGGUACCCUUGUACCUCCUGACCACCAUUGCGUACGCUGCCAUGUUCCUCAUGAAGGUUCACGCGCAGUGGAAGCCUGCACGGCUAGACAUACGCUACGACGAUGUUGUUAACCUCAUUGAGCGUGUCGUUCAGCUACUGGAGGAAACGAAUCGUUGUGCCCGUCACGUGGCGCACUACAUUGGGCGCGGUCUCAGCAACAUGCUUGAUAAGUUCAAAGAACGAGGUCCUCAGGAGAGGCAGUACAUCGUCGGCGGCCAGCCCGGCCAAGCCGCUCAAUCUGGCCAGCCGAUUCCUCAGGUCUGGAAUGAGGGCGAGAUGGGUCAGGAUUGGAACCAAUGGAUGUUCAGCGGAGACAUGAUGAACAAUUAUGGAAUGGGCCCUGAGCAAUACCCGCUCAACAUGCUAGAUUUGCUGAACUCGCAGAUGCCCGGCUGA
Messenger RNA from Colletotrichum spaethianum, 1539 nucleotides. Its product is annotated as transcriptional activator protein acu-15. NCBI's taxonomy places the organism in Eukaryota, Fungi, Ascomycota, Sordariomycetes, Glomerellales, Glomerellaceae. Bases 1 to 1539 code for a protein of 512 amino acids. The record is from RefSeq and is a predicted model, not a curated record. The transcript has 3 exons.